AUGGAUCCUCAUGGAGAACACUACCUCAACAAAGACGCUGUGCUCUCUCCUCUGGGCGCAGCUCGAAUGUGCCAGCUGGGGUUUGGCUGCAUCAUCAUGGCCCUGGUGUCUCACGGCGCAGGAUACAGCGCCACCUACGGGAUCUUCUGCAUGUUCGUGUGGUGUUUUUGCUUUGCUGUCUCACUGGUGAUCUUCACACUGGACAUCACGCGGCUGCACGCCUGCAUGCCCAUUUCCUGGGAUAACUUCACCGUGGCGUUCGCCAUGCUGGCCACGCUCAUGUACAUCACCGCCUCCGUGGUCUACCCGGUGUACUUCCUGGAAGCGGACUGUCCUGACGACUUCUGUGAAGUGAAAAUCUACCGCAUUGCCGUGACGGUUUGCUCCUGCAUUUGCUGUUUCCCAUAUGGCACCGAGGUGUUCCUCACUCGGGCUAAACCGGGAGCUGUUGUUGGCUACAUGGCCACAGUUUCCGGGCUUCUCAAGGUGGUCCAAGGAUUUGUGGCCUGCAUCAUAUUCGGAGCCCUGGCUAACUACAGCGAGUACAACUCCUACAUCGCCACCCAGUACUGCGUGGUGGUCUACAGUCUGUGUUUCUCAGUAACCGUCGUGGUGGUGAUCCUAACUGUCUCCGGACGCACAUCCUCCCUGAGGUUUCCCUUCGACCGCUUUGUGGUCGUCUACACUUUCUUGGCCGUCAUCCUCUAUCUCAGCACUGCUCUUAUCUGGCCCAUCUUCAGCUUUGACAGGAAGUACAGCAACAGCACGCGACCUGAGGACUGUCCACGGGGAGAAUGUCCUUGGGACAGCAAGCUAGUGGUGGCAGUCUUUUCCAUUGUCAACCUCAUCCUGUAUUUUGUCGAUCUAAUUUAUUCGCAGAGGAUCCGCUUUAUCUCCAACGCUGCUGUUUGA
Molecule: messenger RNA, 912 nt
Organism: Synchiropus splendidus (mandarinfish)
Lineage: Eukaryota; Metazoa; Chordata; Actinopteri; Syngnathiformes; Callionymidae
Product: myeloid-associated differentiation marker-like protein 2
Exons: 1
Coding region: 1-912 (303 amino acids)
Cellular component (GO): membrane
Source: RefSeq, a predicted model, not a curated record